This is a messenger RNA of Pezoporus flaviventris, 3822 nucleotides long. It is a transcript of the gene PFKFB2, whose product is annotated as 6-phosphofructo-2-kinase/fructose-2,6-biphosphatase 2. Gene Ontology annotation, molecular function: ATP binding; fructose-2,6-bisphosphate 2-phosphatase activity; 6-phosphofructo-2-kinase activity. The record is from RefSeq and is a predicted model, not a curated record. Gene Ontology annotation, biological process: fructose 2,6-bisphosphate metabolic process; fructose metabolic process. Gene Ontology annotation, cellular component: cytosol. NCBI's taxonomy places the organism in Eukaryota, Metazoa, Chordata, Aves, Psittaciformes, Psittacidae. The transcript has 16 exons. The coding region runs from base 37 to 1602 and encodes 521 amino acids.
GUGUGAUUUGCAUUCGUGGCGCGCCGCCGCGGGGCCAUGGCGGCGGCGCGGCACGGCGGCGGCCCGAGGGGCAGGCCCGGGGGUCUGCGCGGCGGAGAGAAGCAGUGCUCAUGGGCUUCCUACAUGACCAACUCCCCAACGCUGAUCGUCAUGAUCGGCCUGCCUGCACGCGGCAAGACCUACGUGUCCAAGAAGCUCACCCGCUACCUCAACUGGAUCGGGGUGCCCACCAAAGUGUUUAACUUAGGAGUGUAUCGCCGGGAAGCGGUGAAGUCUUACAAGUCCUAUGACUUCUUCAGGCAUGAUAACAAAGAAGCCAUGGAAAUCCGCAAGCGAUGUGCCCUGGUGGCUCUACAAGACGUGAAGGCAUAUCUCUUGGAGGAGUGUGGGCAAAUAGCUGUGUUUGAUGCGACCAACACCACUCGAGAAAGACGGGACCUGAUACUAAGUUUUGCUAAAGAAAAUGCUUUCAAGGUGUUUUUUGUGGAGUCCGUCUGUGACGAUCCAGAAGUCAUUGCUGCCAAUAUCCUGGAGGUGAAGGUUUCCAGCCCUGACUACCCAGAGAGAAACAGGGAGAACGUGAUGGAUGAUUUCCUGAAGAGGAUAGAGUGCUACAAGGUCACUUACCAGCCUCUGGAUCCUGAUGCCUAUGACAAAGAUCUUUCCUUCAUUAAAGUGAUCAAUGUGGGACAGCGGUUCCUAGUAAACAGAGUCCAGGAUUACAUCCAGAGUAAAAUCGUCUAUUACCUAAUGAACAUUCAUGUCCAGCCGCGUACCAUCUACCUUUGCCGACAUGGUGAGAGUGAAUAUAAUCUUGUUGGCAAGAUUGGUGGGGAUUCUGGUCUGUCACCACGUGGGAAGCAGUUUGCUCAGGCGCUGAAGAAGUUCCUUGAGGAGCAGGAAAUCGUUGACCUGAAGGUGUGGACGAGCCAGCUGAAAAGGACGAUCCAGACGGCCGAGUCCCUGGGGGUCAUGUACGAGCAGUGGAAGAUUCUCAAUGAGAUCGACGCUGGGGUAUGUGAAGAAAUGACCUAUGGAGAAAUUGAAGUCAAGUAUCCAGAUGAGUUUGCAUUGAGAGAUCAGGAGAAAUACCUUUAUCGCUAUCCUGGAGGCGAGUCCUACCAGGACUUGGUCCAGCGCCUGGAGCCAGUAAUUAUGGAGCUGGAAAGGCAAGGCAACGUCCUCGUCAUCUCCCACCAGGCGGUUAUGAGGUGCCUCUUGGCUUAUUUUCUUGACAAGAGUGCAGAUGAGCUGCCCUACCUGCGAUGCCCUCUCCACACCAUUCUGAAGCUCACACCUGUGGCAUAUGGCUGUAAAGUGGAGACAAUCACCCUGAACGUGGAAGCAGUGAACACCCAUCGUGACAAACCCUGUCUGAACUCAAACAAGCUUCCCUCCGGCCAAAGCCCUGCGAGGAUGAGAAGGAACAGCUUUACGCCGCGGGCCAGCGCGGACACGGUAAAGCGCCCGCGCCAUUACAGCGUUGGGAGCAAACCUCUCGACCUCGUGGGGCCUUUCCCAUCCCUGGAAGCUCGAGAUGGGGCCGACCAGCAGCAGCUGCAAGUUGAGGUCCAGCCUCAAGGGGGAAUUGCUUGCCUGUGAGUAUCACUGAAAGCAGCUUCUAUGUACUCUCUUUUGGUCUAGGAGCCUGCAGCCAGCAUCACCCACGAACCCUUGGCUUCCCCCUCAACCUCUGAGUAAGGGGCUUGGAUGAGACCACGGCUGCUGCCCCAUGCACAAAGGCUGGAGAUGCCCUCGCUUCGCUGUGCUCCCACCAGCCCUGCUCUGCUGGUGCCUGGGGCAGACCCUGCUGCAACCCUGCUCUUGGCUCCUCGGGUGUUUCUCCUCCUGCAGUACACACAGUGCUGAUGGGUUUUGUCUUGUGAAGGGGGGUUUUGCUGCUCUGUCUGGGGACCUGGCUGCAUUAUUGCAGAGCAGGUCCCUGCAUGGGGCUGUGGGAUGGCUCUUGGCAGCUCUCACAGUGCAUCCUCUGCGCUGAGCCAUGCUCAUCCCCAUGCACUGCGGUGACCCACAGUAUCUGGCUGCAUCCCUCAUCUUUGGGAUAACAGUGAUGUCCCUCUCUGGGAGCAGCAGGCUGUGCUGGGGAGCACCCAAGGGUGGUGGUGCCUAAGGGUGGGCUCAGAGAUGGCACAAGCUGUGUCCUUGGGGGCUUGCUGUUGCUGCACAUGGGCUGCUGGGGUUGUUGCUGACCUGCUCUUGCUCUCAGCAAGGCUCUGCUCCCUCCUUGCCUCUGCCCUUGGACAGAUCCUCUCACUCCUGGUGCUCUGGUGUCAGAGAGCUGGGUUAUGUGCAAAGAAAGUAAAGCAGGAGCUGGUUCAGUUUCCAGAUGCCAAGUGUUGAAACAGGGUCCAGGUUUGGGUGGUGAGCUCCUGUUUCCCCUGUGGCAGGGUGUUCCCCUUGCUGUCAUAGGAUGCAGCUCAUCCCUUCCAGAGAAGGGAGGUGCAGCUCCUGCCUCUGCUCAGGUAAUGUUCCUCCAGCCCUGAGAAACUCCCCCUUGAAUGUAUUUGGCUUUUGGAUGUGCAGUUUUCUGCUUUAAUUGCACUUUGUCCUUGAAGUGAAGCUCUUCCAACCAUUCUGUCAAUGCAGCUGCUCUUACUCUGUCACCGCGAUGUUAUGGGACACAAAGGUAUGGGAUUGAUCCCAAAGUGACAUGCCUCUGUCUCCUGUUUGCUAGUUUGGGAUAGCAUUUUGAAUAAUGCUGCAGAGUGUUCUUACUGACCUGCCAAAGCUGUGGAAGCGCACAAAGCAUCAGGCUCAGGUCCUGCUGCAGAGCAUCUCCCAGGCUGGGAUGGCAACUUGAGAAUGGUCCAGCCAGUAGUGAUGCCAAAAGGGCCUGUUUCUCCUAAAGCUGCCUGUCUCUCUGUGUUUCAGAGGCCUUAAUGUUGAUGAUGAGGGGGAAAAGGAGAAAGAACCUGAGCUGGGGAGCUUGUGCUAAAUCUGAGAAAUUAUUCCUGUACUAAUAUUAAUUUAGAAUCCAAUCAGAGGAAUAUUAUCCAUAGGCUAAAAAUCAAAGCCUUGCCCCUUUGGAUUUGCCUUUGCUCUGGGCCGUGUGGUUAGAAAAUGAAUGUAUGUACUUGGAGUGCUUCUUUCCCCCUAUAUUUAAACAAAUAACACAGAUUUCCUAGGAGGGGAUGCAGAUAAAUGAUAGCAACUUGGUCCAGCUUCCUCAAUUCCAGUACAAACUUCCUUCCUUCCUAGUACUGCUGUUUUGCUUGAGAAGGUAGCAUGUGAGCAGCUCUUAUGGAUUAGCCCUGAUGAUGGUUACUCUCGAAGUGUCCUUGUUGGGAAAACUGUUUUAAUUUUCCUUUGCUUUGGUUUUUAAUUGCAAAUAGAACAUAUGCAGGGUCUGGAUUUCCCAACUGCUGGAUUUCAGGUGUUGGUUGGCAGCAAACUGGCUCCAGAGCUGUGCCAUUGGUUCUCUUAAUGGCAAACCAGUGCUGGUGCAGUAACAAAGACAGCUUAGACCUAUUGAUUCACACGUUGGUUUGCAGUGUGAGUGCUGCAUCUGAGCAGGGCAGGCACUGGCCAUGGCACAAAAGGAGCCUUUUCUGUGCUCUGAGACAUUGCAUGAACAGCAGCUGUAGGAAAUCCUGGUUAAUGGGUUUUAACUUGUGUGAUUUGAAUUCACUUGUACUGACCUGAGUGUGUUUGUGGUGUCUGUUGAGCCCUCACUGAGGCAGUAGUUCUAUCAAAACUAGAAGUAUUUAUUGUGGUUAAUAUGUGAAAUGAUUCCUAUAAUGUUUCUUUGUUCUGGAAGUGUAUUUUCCUAUGGAGAAGAGAAAUAAAAGUGAGCAACCCUCA